GAUCCGUCCACUGUAGCUAUUUUUUCCUGCAAAUUUCGCGGCGUGGAAGUGCCAGCGCGUUUAUGCAAAAAUUUGCGCGUGAUUUUUAGUUUAUUCUCCUUGCCGGGAGAAUUAACUCUAAGCUAGGGAUCUACAUAUAACAGGGAACACGUCUGUGUGAUUUUUGUACGUAUUCAGCGUGUCGCGAUGCUUUUCGGCAAGAUAGUGGUGAUUAAACGUAAUGGUGAGGACGGGGCGCACUUCCCUCUCACCGCCAACACGUGUCUGUUCGGGAGGACCAACGAAUGUGACAUCAGAAUCCAGCUGCCCAAUGUGUCCAGGGAACACUGUAAGGUGGACGUGAAGGAUAAUGAACAGGUUGUGCUGUCCAACCUAAGUGAUGUAAAUCCCACCAUCCUGAAUGGCAAGCCUGUCUCCAAGUCCGUCGUCAUCCAACAUAAGGAUGUCUUCACCAUCAUUGAUCGCUCCUUCCGCUUCGAGUUCCCUCCGACCUCCAAGUUCUGUGUCAGCCCCUCCAAGCGCAAGCAGCAGUCCCCAGACAAAUCUGUGAGUUCUGGACCGCUCCAUGAGAUCCAGGAGGCAGGGGGAAAGACAGAGGUGCCGGCUGGAACAACCCCGAAGAAGGGGGGUAGUCCAACUAAAAGAGGUAGUGAAAAUGCAGACACCAAGAGCCCUGGCAAGGCCAAGACUCCCAAGAAGUCUCCAGGCAAGGUUGCACCAGAAAAGACCGGUACUCCUGCUGCCAAGUCUCCCAAACCCAAGUCUGCCACACCUGCUAAGAAGGCAACUCCUAAGAAAUCUCCAGCACGUUCUGCUAGCCCCAAGCCUGAAGAGGAAUCAUCCCCUGCCACCAGCCAGCGCGCAAGCUCCCCACUCAAGAAGAGUGGUAAGAAGGCUCCUCCAUUUGGUAGCCCCCGGCAGCCUGCUGUGAUGCCGCUGAAGACCAGCAUCACUGAGCUCCGCCGUCGCUCUGCACCACUUCAGGAGGCCCUGUCUGAGGAGUCGCCAAAAACUCCAAAGACCAAAAAAGCAACCCCUGCAAAAGUCACACCUGCCAAGUCAUCAAGCAAAAAGAGGAAGUCCUCUGGUCCCUCCGAUUACGAGUCCUUGUCCAAGCGUGUGUCGUUUGGUCCUGCUCUCAGUCCUGAGCACUUUGACAAGAAGCUCCCCCCAGCCCUGCCCUUGCGUCGUGGGGCAUCCCCAAUGACAAGGCGGUCCACAGGAGGGAUACUUACCCAAACCCCUGACAUGAAGAAGCAGCGUCUCUCGUUGGCUCCACGAACAGCAACCAUAGCAGAGGGAGAAGAGAUCACCCCGAAAAAGGCCACUCCUCGUGGGAAGAGCCCCAAGGCAAAGACCCCAUCUCCAAAGGCUAAGACACCUUCUCCCAGGUCUAAGACACCAGUGAAGGCUGCCACACCUAAGGGGAAGACACCUCCCAAGGUCAAGACCCCAUCUCCAAAAGCCAAGACACCUUCUCCAAAGGCCAAGACACCAUCACCUAAGGCCAAGACACCAACCAAGGCUGCCAUGCCUAAGACCAAGACACCUCCAAGGGCAAGGACUCCAUCUCCAAAAGCCAAGACACCAGCCAAAGCCAAAACACCAUCACCCAAAGCCAGGACACCAUCGCCCAAGACCAAGGCAGCCACCCCCAAGACCAAGGCAGCCACUCCUAAGGCCAGGACACCAGUGAAGGCAAGUCCCAAGGCAGCCUCUCCCAAGAUGGCAUCACCAAAGCAAAUGUCGACUCCAGCAAAGGAGGAGCUCAGAAGGGUUAUUGCCAAGAAGGCCCUUGGAGCCUCCCCCAACUUGGCUCGUCGAUUCCCCACACCAGUGCGUGAAGAGCUCAAGCAAGCUGUCACUGCUCGUGCCGAGAAACUUUCCCCGAAAAGGGCAGCAACACCGGUCAAGGCUUCACCCAAGGCUGCUUCUCCCAAGGUGGCUACACCCAAGUCCACUACUCCAGCCAAGGUGGCUACACCCAAGUCCGCUACACCAGCCAAGGUGGCUACACCCAAGUCUGCUACACCAGCCAAGGUGGCUACACCCAAGUCCGCUACACCAGCCAAGGUGGCUACACCCAAGUCUGCUACUCCAGCCAAGGUGGCUACACCCAAGUCCGCUACACCAGCCAAGGUGGCAACACCCAAGUCCGCUACACCAGCCAAGGUGGCUACACCCAAGUCCGCUACACCAGCCAAGGUGGCUACACCCAAGUCCGCUACUCCAGCCAAGGUGGCUACACCCAAGUCUGCUACACCUGCAAAGGUGGCUACGUCUGCAAAGAAGACUCCUAAAUCAGCUACCCCAGCCAAGAAGACUCCUAAGAAAGCAGCCACCCCGAAAAAGACACCUAAGAAGGUGGCGACCCCAGCCAAACGUGGUCAGAAGAGGAAAUUGAGCACCCCAGGUGAUGAUGCCCCUGCUGGAAAGCGUAGGAAGGCCAUGCAAGUUACAGUGAAGACUCCAAAGAGCGCUCGCAAGACACCGGCACGUCGCACCCCAGCCCGCAAAACUCCGGCAAGAAAGACCUGGGCAGACAUUGUAAAGGCAGCCAACAAAAAGUCUACUUCGGUCACCGGACCUGUUGCAGCCAAGAUUGUGAAAACAAAGACAGCCGUCCAAACGGUCGCCAGCAAGAAGCUGUCUCUUGCCAAGCGCAAGAGCAUGUUGAAGGCACCUAAGACCCCAAGGAUGGGUGUGAAGACUACAGGGCAUGUCGACUCCCCGGCAACCAUCUUUAUCCGCAAGGCAAGGACUCCAGCAGCCAAGCCACAGAAAGCUCCUGCCAAGUUCCGCAAGGGUCGCAAGUCUGGCGUUACCAAGAAGAGCACUGUCAAGGCCUCUGACGACAGUUUCACAGGAAUGCAGGAGAUGUUUGCCACUCCCUCACCCAAGGCCACACCCAAGCAGAGCUCUGCAAAGAAGACCCCCAAGUCUUCUGCAAAGAAGACCCCCAAGUCUGCUUCCAACACUCCAAAGUCAGGCCAGAAGUUGAGUGUGUCCAGCCUGUAUGCUGAUCUGCAGACCCCCAACAGCCCCGGGGAGAUGUAUGUGUCCCCCCUGAACACCCCCACUCCAGGCCGAGGCAGGAACAGCACAGCACUUGCCGGUGUUGCUCGUCUGCUGAAGACACCAAAAGCAGUCAGCUCCCCUGUCAUCAGCCCAUCAGGCAUCAAAAGGCUCACCAAGACCCCCAAGACUAAGGGUGCUGUGGUCAACAGCCCAGCUGGUCUCAAGCGUAUCAUGAAGACCCCAAAAGCGGCUGCCACAUCCCCUGUCAGCAGCCCUGCUGGUCUGAAGCGCAUCAUGAAGACCCCGAAAGCAGCUGCUGCUUCCCCUGUCAGCACCCCGUCUGGAAUCAAGCGUAUCAUGAAGACCCCAAAAACACAGCCUGGCAAACCAGUGGAGAGCCCCACUGCCCUGAAGCGAAUCUUCCACACCCCGAAGAACAAGUCAGCUCCAUUAGAGGACCUGCGUGGCAUCAAAAGGAUGAUGACAACUCCUCGUCAAAAGGCACUGGAUGUCUAUGAGUUCACUGAUGACUACACUGGAAUCCCAGAGAUGUUUGCCUCCCCAGUCUCUUCUACACCUGCAAGAAAGACCCCUGCCAAAACCCCAGCAAGUAAGAAGAAGGCACCAGCCAGUGCCAAGAAGUCUGCAAGCGCCAAGAAGGUAACGAAGGCAGCUGAGCCAACUCCAGUCAAAUCACCUGCACAGACAGCUACACGCGGAAGCAAGCGGGCCCGUGUUGAGGAACUGUCUGACACAGCAGAGGAAACCAAGUCACCACCUGCAAAGCGUGGUCGUCAGGCCAAGAAGGUUACCAUCAAUGUACCACCAACUCCUGAGCCAGCCCCCAAGAAGACAAGGAAGACCAGGGCUACCAAAACAGCUGUCAAGCAGCCUGCCAACUUGGAGGAGGCUGAGGUGCAAGUCGUCAGCCCAAAGAAAUCGCCUGAAAAGCCAACCAAGCGGGCGACUCGUAGGGGUAAAGCAGCAGCAGCUCCAGAGACCCAAGAGGAAGCUCCUGUUGUGACCCGUACCUCUCGUGGUCGUGGCAAAAAGGCAGUCAAAGAUGUGGAGCCAGAAGUGGUGGUGGUUUCCAGUCCUGAGAAGGUGGUCUCACCUGCCAAACCUGCCUCACCUGUGCAGGUCAAGAAGACCAGGGGAGGGAGGAGAGCACCUGCGAAGAAGAUUGUCGAGGAGGCUUCAGCUGAACCUGCACCCAAGACUGCCUCGCCGGUAAAGCGCACGAGGCGUGGUGCUAAAGAAGCAGAACCAAAGGUCAUUGAGGUCGCAGCUUCUCCAGAGAAACCCAAGAGGGGAGCGAAAAGGGCAGCAGCAACUCAGGAACCCGCAGCAGCUUCCCCUGCCAAGAAGACACGCACUACAAGACGUGGGAAGGCAGCUGUCAGCGAGGAAGAGAAGGAGGAAGCACCAGCCCCAGUCUCUCCAGUAAAGGCUCCAGCCAAGCGAGGCAGGGCCACAAGGGCUACAAAAAAGGAAGAGGUUGAAAAACCAACUCCAGCUGAAGUUCCUGUCAAAAAGGCUCGCACCACGAGGUCUAAAGCGGAAAUAGUGGAGGAGGAGGCUGCACCAGCUGAAGUGCCUGCCAAGAAGGGCCGCGCCACCAGAGCAAAGGCAGCUAAGGCUUCCCCGGUGAAGGCAGCAUCUCCAGCCAAGACAACCCGCACUUCUAGGAGGAAGGCAGUGGAGGAGAAGCCAGCCACACCGGUGAAGUCUAGGAGCACACGAGGAAAGGCUGCAGAAAAACCAGCCACUCCAACACCCAAGAAAACCAGGGCAGCAGGGAAGAAGGCAGCACCUGCUAAAUCUCCAACACCAGUAAAGAGGACCCUCAGGUCUAGAAGGAAGUAAUUUUAUCUCUGCAAGUUUAUCUCUUUGCAGGCUUGUAAAUAAACAGUUUACCUCCCUUUAUACAAUAGUUUUAUAUUAUCUGUAUCAGCUUUCAACCUGGAUCAAGGUCACAAUCUGUUUUGAAUGUGCACCGGUGUACUUUCUGAUAUGAUCUGCUUUAUUUUGUUAAUUUAUGCAAGUAAUGUUUAUUAGUUUUGUGAUGAUCCUUUAAUUGUCUUACUUAAUUAGGCCCGUCAGUUUUAGCUUGUAUUUUUUUUUUUUUGCAUAUCCUCAGAUGUUUCAGCUUCAAAUAUGUUCAGUAGUUUAUUUGGAAGUAUAGGAAUAUCUAAGUUUAAGACUUCAACAUAAUAUAGGAGUAUCUAGAUUUUAAUUCCUAUUAUCUAAAGAUUAAGUAAGUAAACAUUUUUUUAAGAAUACAUUUCUACCUUUCCAUUUAAUUCAUGUCUGUCUUAGACAGUAGAUCUAUGUUCUGUCCUCCAAACUUUGCCAGCCUUUCUGUCUUCAAGUCAACUUCAUGUUUGUGUGGACAUUGUCUUGUCAAAGCAUCAUUGGAAGUCGUGGUCAUGGGCUUCGUGAUAUUUUCUGUAGUACAGUGUAUUUGUUGUUAACUAUUUGAAUUAAUUUUUCAAGGCCCAAUAAUAUACAACAAAACGUAUGUACGUCACAGUACGUGUAUGACAGGUUGGAUUGUAAAGUGGCAACAAUCCUCUGCUGAAGAAAAAGCCCAGCUGUGUACAUAUUUGACCACAUUUGCUGAUUAAAUAAUCUGGUGUGUUAA
Molecule: messenger RNA, 5662 nt
Organism: Branchiostoma belcheri (Belcher's lancelet)
Lineage: Eukaryota; Metazoa; Chordata; Leptocardii; Amphioxiformes; Branchiostomatidae
Product: mucin-2-like
Exons: 13
Coding region: 187-4884 (1565 amino acids)
Biological process (GO): regulation of mitotic nuclear division; regulation of chromosome segregation
Cellular component (GO): chromosome; nucleus
Molecular function (GO): protein binding
Source: RefSeq, a predicted model, not a curated record